Meloidogyne enterolobii is the source of this 5052-nucleotide messenger RNA. Lineage: Eukaryota; Metazoa; Nematoda; Chromadorea; Rhabditida; Meloidogynidae. The record is from the annotation of a GenBank genome assembly.
AUGAUUUUUAGAGAUAUCAAGCCCGACAAUGUACUUUUGGAUAUUAAUGGACAUAUAAAGCUCGGUGAUUUUGGAAGUUGUUUACGAAGACAAAGUGAUGGUACUGUUUGCGCCACUACAGCAGUUGGCACUCCUGAUUACAUUUCUCCAGAGACUCUUAGGGCAGUUGAGGAUGGAAGAGGUCGCUAUGGAGCUGAAUGUGACUGGUGGUCUUUGGGGAUUUGUAUGUUUGAGAUGAUUUAUGGCGAAACACCCUUUUAUGCUGAAAGUUUGGUUGAUACAUAUGGAAAAAUAAUGAACCACGAAGAAAUGUUUGAAUUCCCAGAAGAUGUUGAAAUUAGUGACGACGCCAAGGAUUUAAUUUCUCGUCUGAUUUGUUCUCGGGAUAAACGUCUGGGAGCUAAUGGGCUUGAAGAUUUUCGUUCACAUCCUUUCUUUUUUGAUAUUGACUGGGAAAAUAUUCGCUCAAUGAACGCUCCUUACAAACCAGAAGUUUCUAGUCCAACAGACACAUCAAAUUUUGAUCCUAGUGUAAUUUCCAGUGAUUUUACUCCAUGUGAAACUCAACCACCUAAAGUAACGGCUCCUUUUAGUGGACUUCAUUUGCCCUUUAUAGGUUUUACUUAUACGAGUGAAAGUGUAUUCUCUGAUCGUCUACAUUUGCUCGAUUCAAUUCAAUCAUUGUUGCACUCAUUUUCUGGCGUCACAAGUACACAAUUUUUAUCUUCAAUACAAACGAAUAAGCAAACUGAAGAUGAGAAACAAGACGAUGAUGAUAGAGAGCCGCCUCCGAGAGAACCGCAACCUCCCGAAUUCUCUUUGCCUACUCAACAAGAUCAUAUUGUUGCACAACUAAAAGAUGAGAAUCAGAUUCUAAGAAGAAUGUUAGAAGAUGAAAAGAAUCAAAGGCCGGUAAAACAUGUAGGGAUUGAAGAACUUGAGAAAAAGUGUCGAGAUUCCAAAGAGAAGAAUCGCCAGCUUAUUUUGGACAAACAAGAUUUACAAAAAGAGUUGGAAGAAAUUAGUGAAAGGUUUAACACACAAUCAAGAGAAUGGAAGAAUGCGAUAAAACAGCGCGAUGUUGCUUUGCAUGAUUUUGAAGAAACCAAUUCAGAACUUGUUGAAACUAAGGCAAUUUUAGCAUCUUGUGAGCAAAAUCUCAAAGAAAAAGAUGCAUUAUCUAGGCAAUUGCAAGAAAAGUGUGACAUUUACAAAAGUGAACUCCGUUCAGCGCUAGCUUCUCGUGCAGAAGCGGAUGCAAAACUAGCACUUUUAACAAAAGAAUUGGCAAAUGAACGUUCAGCAAAAAACGUUAAUGAAUCAAAUUCGACUGAAGAAAAUAAGGAAGUUAGUCAAAGCGAAGAAGAUGAUUGUGUUCAAUCAGAUAUACGUUGUGGGGAUGAAUUGCUGGAAACCUACAAAGAAAAACAAUUACUUGAAUUGGAAGAAAAUCAAACAAACGACGCAAUUGGACAUUUCAAAGAACAAAUUGAAGAUUUACAACGAUCACUGAAUGAACAAAAACUGGCAGAACAAAAAUUGCGUGCUGAACAUGAAGAAGACAAAUUAUCCUGGAAUAGACAACAUCAAGAACAUUUAUUUAGUGUAGAGAAAUUGUUCUCGACACGUGUAAAAGCUUUGGAAGCUGAAUUGAAAGACUUAAGGAUUGAGAAUGAACAAAUGCGUGGAGUCAAUAACAGGCUUGAACAAGAACUGCUUUGUCAGCAACGGAUGGGUGUUCAAAUUCAGGAAAUUAUCCAGUUUGUUGCUGAUGGAAAGGAACGACAAGAAUUGUUACAAGAUGUAACUUCACGCCUAGCUGGAGAAUUGGAAAGUUUCAAAAGAGGACUUUCAAUUCAAGCACCUCCAAAUAAUGUAGUGAGAGAGCAACAACAAUCAAAUGGGAGCUAUGCAAAUACACCAACCUCCAUUAUAGAAAGGACAUGGGGCUCACGUCGAAUGAAUAAACAAGCUAAAUAUGGACGUUUUGAAGCGCAACAACAUUUGGAGGCAGAAAUUCGCGCAAAACAAAGAGCACAAGAAGAAUUAAGGCAAGCAAGAACUCGGUGUGAUGAAUUGGAAAGGCAAUUAGAUGUAAUGAGAAGAAAACUAGAAAAGCAAAGGGACGAAUAUGAACGAGUUAUGGAUGAGAAUACUACAUUGAAGCAGCAGCACUGGGCCAUGCGUCAUUGGCCUCAAAGGGUAGAAGCAUUAUCACAAGGUCCUACAAUUGGUGAAAUGGUUGAACAAGGAGCAUUUCAACAACAUCAUUUUAAUGCUGGAGUCUUUAACAACAGUUUAUCAGGUGUUUCAUCAGCUGUUUCUAUUCCAUCAACAAUCCCAUCAAACACACGUUCUUGUCUGGUUGAUGAAUCUGAUGGUCAAUUAGUUCAAUCUAAAAUUCCAACGAUUGGUGGUGGCCAUCACCAGCAAUAUCCUUUCCACCCACAAUUUUAUGAAAAUGCUCGUUUUUACACUUCAUAUCGACAAGACGAUUCUCUUUCAUCCUUUGGUUCACCAACAUCAUCAAUUCUUCGUACGGCGGCUAGUCCUAAAGUCAUUCAGUCAUUAAACAACGCAUUUAACGACAAAGGGCAUCAUUUUGUUCAUGCCAGUCUUCGAACCCCAACAAAAUGUAUUUCUUGUACAUCUGUAUUGAUUGGAGCCGAUCGACAAGGGAUGUUCUGUCAGGAUUGUCAUAUUGCCUGUCACAUCAGUUGCCUUGCCAAGGUGCCUAAUGACUGCCCAAUCCCGUUGGAGAUGCGGCGAAGUGAUGGAAUCGAUAUGGUGCGCGGUACGGGCACAGCUUAUCAAGGAGCAGUAAAGACGCCAAAAUGUGGAGGAGUAAAACGAGGCUGGCAAAAAACGAUAUUAGAUAUGAAAGAUCCAGACUUCAAAGUAUCCUCUGCCACCGAAAAUGAUGCGAUACAUGCUUCAAAAUCAGACCUUCCGAAAAUCUUCAAAAUUAUUUUCUCUCAAAUUCAUGAUUUUCACUCUUGCACGGCUGUUUUUGAGCCUGAAAGUUUAAACAGCAAAUCAGCCACAAUACGAUCCCAUGGCUCCACGGGUUCAGGUUGUUCAACUGCAGCAUCUGCUAGUUUUGAGCAAAGUCAACAUCAAAAGGAAUGUGCACUAAUUGCACAGCAAUAUUCAUUAUUAAUGGCUGAAAGCAAGGAGGAAGCAGAAAAAUGGGUCGUAGCGUUGAAUGAGCUGCGCGAUCUAUUUUGCCGUUCUGGUUUUCUUCGUAAAGAUGCAUUUGUUGUGCGCGAACUCUACGAUCUAUCCGCGUUUCCUCCUCAACUACGAAAUGUUAAAUGUGCUGCAGUCAUUGAUCAAGGACGUUUUGUGGUUGGAUUGGCUGACCAGGGACUUUUAAGUGUUGAACUAGAUCGCGAAGUAUUUUUUAAAUUUUUGUUCAGAUGCAUAUUAAUUGUUAAGGUUCUAAUACCGGUAGGAGGUGAAUCUGAGAACAAGAAAAGGAAUGUGGAACAAGUGGAAUAUGAUGCAGAAGAACACUUGUUGAUUGUACUGGUUGGUGCAGGAAAGGAACGACACGUUCGCCUUGUAUGUUUCUUCAUCUUUAUAUUAUUUAUUCUAUUUUUUCAACAGAUCCCUACAGCCGCGCUAGAUGGUCGUGAUCUUAAAUGGAUAAAAGUUCAAGAAACACGGGGUUGUCAUCUUCUUUGUUGGGGAACAGGCCAUCCAUCACGUUUGUCAUCACAUGGUACAAACACUACAGGAACACUUCAACAUUAUUUUGCUACUGCUUUAAAUAAAAGUGUACUUGUUUUUCAAAUUAAUCGUUCGGAGAAGAGACAUUCAGCAAUGAGAGAAAGAGCUAUACCUGGACAACCACAAUGUUUGAGUAUCUCACAAGGACGAUUAUUUGUGGGAUAUCCUGGCAGCUUUCGAGUUUGGGAUCUUUUGGACAAUAGUCAAAUAUCGCUAGUCAAUUUGGAAGAUGGUUCUUUACAGUUUUUGAAUCAAACGUUGUAUGAUGCUGAAAUGAUAAUUUCUGUUUGGCCUCAACGUGAUUCUGAUAAUAAUGAUAAAUCUACUGAUAUUACUAAACAUGGCGAAGUGCAACUUUCAGGUCAAGGGCGCCCUAAGGAGUAUUUGCUCGUCUUUCAGAAGCUUGGCCUUUAUGUAGAUACAAAUGGUCGCCGAUCUCGCUCUCAGGAAUUAAUGUUUCCAUGUCGUGGUACUGGACAAUCUAGCUUUGCUUAUCGAUCUUCUCAUUUGCUCCAUUUUUCUGAACAUCAAAUUUGUGUUUUUAAAGUACAAACUGCUGAAUGGGUUCAAACUAUAAAUUUGCGUUUAUCUCGUCCUCUUCACUCAAAUGGUUUAUUUGUUUUAUGCCAAAUAUUAGAUUUACCACAUUUGGUCAUGUUGGGUGCAAAUCAGCCUGGGUCAACCGAAAAAUUAUUUUUGUCAUUUUCUGAGAAUAGGAAAGCCACAGUGUCUACACGAAAGCGAAAAUUUGUUGUUCGAUCAGCAAAGGACGAUGCAAGAAGUCGUGGUGAUCGCCGAAGUCAAUUACCUAUUAGUGGUCCUUCUGAUUUUGUGCAUGUUGUCCAUAUGGGUCCUGGACAUGUGUCGGAUUUGAAAGAUGUGAUCGACCUUAAUGCCUCUAAUUCGCCUGAAGGUUCGCCAGGAGGGAGCAAUGGCAAUACAGCUGAGAAGAAUCUUCGCCAACAAUAUGGGCAACAACAUCCAUUAAUGCGUUCUACGUCGACGUCAUCUGGAAGUACUCAAGGGCAAUCCACAUCUACUUUAUCUUGGAUGCCAAAUAUUGCUGGAGUGAUUCCUUCAAAUAGACCUUUGAGUGCACACACUUCUUCGCUUGGUAAGGCAACUGGGAAAUUUAGUCAGCAACAAUUACUUAAAUAUCAACAACAACAACAAUCUCAAGAGCUCGAAAAUGAUGAUUAUUAUUUGGAACCAAUCUCAAAAAAAGGACAACAACAGCCAUCAAUUGUCAUUGCCUCACCUUCUGCUCCUCCUCCAGCUCCACCUUCAUUUCCACAGCCAAAAAUACCCGAUGAAAAAUGA